UUAGGCCAAUUUAUAUGUAUCUGGAACUGAAUGCUUAACCUAGCAUUUUUUUUUUUUCUGAAUGAAAAUGGCAGCAGCGUCUGAAGAGCUUACAAAUGAAGCAGUGUGUUCAAUUUGCUUGGAUUAUUUUUAUGAGCCUGUUCUUACUGACUGUGGUCACAACUUCUGCCGGGCCUGUAUCACAGAGUUCUGGAACAGAUCAGAGGGUAAAGUAUUCUGUCCCAACUGUAGGGCAGAGUUUGAACAGAAGGUUCUUAGGCCUAACAGGCAGCUAGCUAACCUAGUGAAUAGCAUUAGGAAGCUCAGCUUGGUUAUCCGUGGUAAACCAGCUGAAGAGCAACUGUGCAAAGAACACGAAGAAAAACUAAAGUUGUUUUGUGAAGAUGAUUUAAAGCCCAUCUGUGUGGUUUGUGACAGGUCGUUACAACACAGGUAUCACAGAGUGCUUCCUGUAGGGGAAGUUGUCAAGCGCUAUAAGAAGCAACUUGAACAAUCAAGGGAUUACCUGAAGAAACAGAUGGAAAGUAUUCUGAUUGCCCAGGCUGAAGGAGAGAGCAAAAUUUAUAAAAUAAAUGCUGACACAGAGACAGAGAGGCAGAAAAUUAUUAGCAAGUUUGACCAGCUUCAGCAUAGUUUGAACAGGGAAAAAGAAAAACUUCUACAAAAUCUGGACCGGGACAGAACGUUGAACCUUGAAACAGUAAAUGACCACCUGGCACAUCUUGCACAGCAGACUUGCACCAUCUUCUCAGCAAUAGAAGAGAUUAAUGAGAGGCUGAAGUUGCAAGAAGCUGCAUUCCUAACCGACAUCAAGAAAACAUUGGACAGAUGCAACAUCAUGAUUCAGAUACCAGCAGUGGAAGUUAACAGUCUGAAGAAGAAUGAAGCUGAUCAGCCCAUGAAGUAUGUCAGUCUGUGGAAACAAUUGCUUAAGUUUAUGAGACCAGAGCCUGCUCCUCUCACUCUGGACCCAAAAACUGCUCACUGCAAUCUCUACAUUUCACAAGAUUUGACUGUUGUUAAUUGGGGAGAUGUAUUGCAGAACUGUCCCAACAACUCAGAGAGAUUUGAUUACUGGCCUUGUGUCCUGAGCUCUCAGGGAUUUUCGUCUGGCAGACACUACUGGGAGGUCAGUGUAGGAGACUCCAGUGGCUGGUAUAUGGGUGCUGCUAGACAGUCUGUGGAGAGAAAGGGAUGGACCAUUCUGACAGCAGAAAAUGGAUGCUGGACACUAGGAUGGUCAAGUGGGGAAUAUAUGGCUGGAAUUGUUCGGCUUCCUCUGAGAGAAAAGUUGACCAGGGUUGGCCUUUACCUGGACUACGAAGAAGGAGAAUUGUCAUUUUACAAUGUGGAUAACAUGAGUCAGAUCCACACAUAUAAAGAUAGUUUCACAGAGAAAAUGUUUCCUUUCUUCCGUAUGUGGUCCAGUGACUCUGAGAUCAAAAUAUGUCACUCCACAAGUUAGCACUUAUGACUUUAAGUAUUAAUGUGAACUUUUUUCAUUUCUUGGAAAACUUGUACAACAUUUCUUUCAGGCAUGGAUUGAAAAUAUGCUAGUGUCAUGCAGCUAAACAUUUUAUUACUACUGACACCACAAGUACAGUGUCAAUACAACAUUACACUGUCUGCUGGAAGGUUAAGGUUAUCUACUGGCUUUAUGACUCACUUUAACUUCUGAGGGUCUUGGGUGCAUGUCCUAGAGACAAAAACAUUUGCUUUCUAGAGCAAGAUGAUGGUGGUCUUAAGACAUUUACAUUUUGUAAUGGAAAAGAGCAAUAUCCACACUGGUUAACAAAAAUGUCUUUUUCAGCUUAAUUGUGUUGUGAAUGGAAGCAUGACGUGUGUCUGUGUCAGAUAAGGGAAACAAGGAAGCAGAAGAAAGAAUGUUCUUUGCUUUAAUUAUGCUACCGCAAAGCAUUCUGAUUUCUUUGGUGGAUCUUCAAAUUCUGUGACAGUUCUUUUUCUGUGGCAUUAUUCUUGUAUAUGUUCCCAGAUAACCAUUCUGACAAUGACCAAUAUAAGACGUAUUUCCACUAAUUUGUUGUAGUUGCUUGUUUAGAUGGAUACAGUAAUUCCAUGGAAGUUGCUUAGUGAGUAGUAAGCAAAAUGUUUGUGUGUCCUGGUCACAUUUCUCCAAAACACUCCCCUUGAAAAGACUAACUGGAUCUAAUCAGGUAACAUAGGUAAAUAAAAUAAUGACAUAACUCGUAAUGUAUGGUGAGACCCUUGAGGAUAUUCAUGAUGGUUGCAGGGUUUAGGAGAUGUCAUCAUAAAACAGGAGUCCAAAUGCCUUAAAAAAUCAGCAUGGAACGGCAUUAGAACUGUGAAAGAAAAUGAAUGUUUUUAAUGAGGGCAAAGCCUCUCUCCCAUGCAAAAAUACUCCCCACCACUCAUACAGGUCUAGUCACCUCUGCAUCUCUUACUUAAUAUAGUCAACUCUGAGGUCAUUUAUCUCAGAGGACUAGAAGAUUUCUCUUUGUAGUGGCUUUCAUUGACUAAGUUAUUCAUUUGAAUAUUUGAACAUUUGUCAUAGAAACCUUAUAUUUCAUCUCUGCAUUUUCAUGCAGCAUUGUAUCACUGAAUGUUAAGUUUUAAAUUUUAUGUCUUUACAUAUGCUAUCUGAGGACACUGGGUGUUGGGGAUAGCACAGUAUUCUCUUGCUCCCCCCUAGGUUAGAGAGUUUGGAAUUAGCAUCUUUAGUCAGCAGGUAUGGGGUAUAGAAGCAAGUACGCUGCUGCAGAAAUGUGUUUUUCAUUUGAUUUUUUUAAUCAGUAAUUUGCUUUUAAUGACUUUUUUGUGACCUACACUACAUAGUUUGCAUGUUCAGUGAAUUGCCAUGUAUCCCAUUAUUGCACAGGUGGCAACUCAAAGUUUGCCUGAUCCCAUUAUACAUAUAAUGUCAUUUUUUCCUAGGUGCCUGUUGACCAUUAAACCUCCUCAAAGGGACUGUGCCCAUUUGAUCCCUCUUACUAGGAAAUGACAUCAUUAUAAUACAGAGGAAAGGACUGCCCCAGCCAUGACAGUUGUUUUUGUCCUCAAUGGCAUCCCAGCAAAGAGGUUGUGUUUCCUAACCUCACCUUCACUGUGGAGGGAGAUGAGCUAUCCACAUCAUCAUAGGGUUCACUAGUCCAUCCCCCAUCUGUGCACACUCUUGUAUGCUUGUUAGUAAAGGCUACUAACAGGUGGAGGCUUGGUGGGCCAAAAGACUACCCUCAAGACAUGAACCAUGCUGCAGCACCUCCUCUAAGGGAUCGUGGCUUUAUGCAUCUGCUUCUCCAACCCUCUCUCAAAGAUGGGUGCGCCCAUCCUCCCUUGCCAGCUCCACGAAGCUCCUGAAUUGUCAGUCAAACCUGAGUCACUUGGGCAAUAGUCAGGGCUUUAUCUCUGUAUCCCAUUGCAGCUGGCCUACAAAGUAUAUUUUGACAGGCAUAUCAUUGGUUCAGUUUUAUGUAACUAGAUGGAUUUUAGUGUGAAAGAUUAUUAUGUACUACACAUCACAAAUGCAAAUUCCUCUAAAUGUAGUAGCCUUAAUUAUAUUUUUUCAGUAACAUGAAGUUUUGAAAUUUUUCCAUUUUUGUUUGUUUUUUGUUUUUUUUAAUUUUGGCCACUGUGGGGCAUCUCAGCAGCAAGAGCUAAUCACAUUCCAAGCCAUGACAAUUUAAGAAAUUGUUCCACAAGUCUCAGAUAUUUGCUUAUAUAUUUUUACCAGUUUGACUGAUAACCAAGUAAAUGUAUUAAUCCAGUCAGUCUGUGUCUUCAGUUUUGAUUUGUACUAGUAUUUACAGUGAAUAGGGGACAUUUGGCCAGGAUACUGGAUAUUUUAUCCACAUGUUAGAACUGCCGUUGGCUCUUUGAUGGUUACUAGAAUUUCCUACCAGUUCAGGCAAAUUGUACCUCAGUUUUGUAAAUUUGGUGUAAGGAUGGAAUGCUGUUGCUAAUGAAGCUUAUAUAGUAGAAAGUGUUUCUCGUCUGCUUGCAGUACUUGGAUGGACAAGGGUUAGAACAAUCCAUAAGACUGAUAAAGUCAGUUAAAUUCUUAAAGUUCCAUGUAACACUAGCAGAUUAUUUCAGGAUGAGCUAAAUUAAACACUUUUAGAAGGAGUAUUAAUAUGUUUAUAUGCUUCUAGAACUUGCUUACUUUUCUUUUUAGCUUUGCAUUAUCUGGUAUUUUGAAAAUGUAUGUGGAUUCUGUUAAGUAUUUUGAGUGAAACAAAGUAUGAAAUUCUUGGAUGGAAAGGGCAUCAGUUAAGUUUUUAGGAAGUCCCAUCAAGUAAAUAUAAAGGGUCUUUAGUCUCCUUGAGAUUUGUGUUGUCCUCUGUCCCUUUAUACAGUGUAACACUGAAGAGAUUUGAUGCAGAAAUUGCUGUGGUUCCUGUCUUCCCAGUCUGCAUCUCCUUUUAAAGCCAUGACUGGCUGGGCUAAAUAAUAUGAAAUCUUUCCAUGAGAGUCAUAGAAAGAUUUUUGCUUGUUGUAGUGGGGUUCUCAUCCAGUGUUGAGAUUUAAUGCUAACAGAAAGGUAAUUCUAAAUAGUACUGUAUUAAACCUACAAGUUAAAUAAUAUAUUCUUAAUCACAAAAACAUGGCAGUAGAUGAGGUUUACUGAUACUGAAAACCAACAAACCCUCAAAUUUCAGGUCUGUUGUAGUUUAGAACGUAUGAAUAUUUAUGCAUAUGUGGGCUGUGCUUCUGUGUAGUUUAUAAUUUAAUCUGACACUUUUGGCAUACACUGCAAAUGUUAACAUACUGGCAUUUCAAUAUAUUUGCUUUUCAGCACUUGAUGCACUUUAAACUGGAAUGUUUUAUCUUGAACAUUUUUAAUAUUUAUUCAACUGCCUCAUAUCAGUUAUGAAAAAUAUAUAUGUGUGUUUAUAAUUUAUUUUGUAUUGCUUUUCUUAAAAAAAUAUAUUCACAUUAAAUUUACCUCUUUCUACAUAGUAAAAUCAUAUGAGGUAUUUAAUUUGCCAUAAUUAUACAACUGAAAGAGAAACAAGUUAAAAUAAAUGUUGAUUGCUGUAUUUUGCAGCUUUAUACAUAAAAAAACACACAUAAAAGGUCAUCUUGCAUUUUUUGAUGCUCUUCGUGUUUCACUGUUGCAGUCAUCACAUUUAGGUUAUCCCUGCUGGGGUAGCCCUCGGCCA
Messenger RNA from Protopterus annectens (West African lungfish), 5138 nucleotides. RefSeq names its product E3 ubiquitin-protein ligase TRIM39-like. Bases 62 to 1465 code for a protein of 467 amino acids. The transcript is spliced from 6 exons. Lineage: Eukaryota; Metazoa; Chordata; Ceratodontiformes; Protopteridae. Gene Ontology annotation, molecular function: protein binding; zinc ion binding. The record is from RefSeq and is a predicted model, not a curated record.